UCCUGUGGGGUGAUAUCAAUAUGUAAGGGACUGGAGAGAGGGGUCACAAGGCAAGCAGAAUUUUUUUAAAGCUUAGCACCCUUGCUUGGAGCAGAGCCAGGCAAUAUAGAUGGGGUGUUACCAAACAACAGCCCAAAGGCAGCAGCACAAGGAACAGAGCUAUCUAUAACACAGGCAAAGUUAAAUGGAGUGCAGGGAGGAAAAGACAGGCAGAGGGUAACAGACAGUCUCUAAUGACUAAGGGGAGGACAGGAUCAUUCAACAACAGGAUUUGAAACCGAUCAACUCUAUAUCCAGCAGCCGGAUAAGUCUCUGUGGCUGUCAGCUUAACUCUGCCGUUUGUUCCUGUGGUGUGUGAAGUUAAAUAGGACACAGAGAAAGCCUGUUGGCUGGGAGUGAAAGUCAAGGAGGGAGAGAGAAGAGACUGUAAUUGGACAGUGCCCAGGGAGUCGGGUGGAAGCACCUGCAGGCAGAGCCCCUCCAGGUAAGUGCUCUUGGCUUUCCAUUGCUCUUAGUGUUAAGGACAGACAGAUGGAUUUAUUGAGGACAGAGCCUGAUGGGGUGAAAGCCCCUCUCUGAACCCAGGCAAGCAAACAUUGGAUAGGGGCAGCUAUUUGUACAGGCUCUCCCUUCAGCUUGGGAAGGCAGAAAAGACAUUCCAGCACAAUUUUAGGGGCUGGGGGAGUGGAGAGUCUUUUUGGUGCUGCUCUUGCUGUUAAUGUAUCUUUUUGAAUUAGCAUUUUGAUAUGAUUACCUAUAGCAGCCUUGCAAAACAUACCAAUCCAGCCACUCAAUCUGUUCAUUUUUCUUCCCCAGACAGCAAUAAUUAAAAUAUCUCUGGGUGUUUUACUCACCUGUCAAAAAUAAAUUAGCCAUGGGGGAGGUGGGGUGGGCAAAUGGGAUUGAUAAACAUGUGCUGGGAGAGAGUGUCCCAAUGGGUCCAAUGUGCAUAUCUAAAAAAAAAAUGCUGUGGAAACUGUCAGAGCCCGGUGGAGGGGCACAGAGUGCAGCACGUUCCUGUGCAUCAGUGGGAAUUCUUCCAUUCCAAGCCCCAGCCCCAGCCCUUGCUGUGGCUGCUGGAAAAUAUCCCCUGGCCUCCCCCUGAAUGGGUACGCAGAGAAACAGAAGGGUCUUCUGUAGUUCCCCCUACCCUUCUUCACUCCUCUUUAUCCAGAGAGAAGGCGGGGUGGGGAGGACCUGUUGUCAUAGUCACUUAUUGUCAGGGGAGAGUUUAUGGUCUUUGGGUUUUUAAUUAGGAGGAGCAUUUCUUCCUCCUUCUAACUGAGAGGUAAUUCUCCCCCUUAAUCACACCCUCCCUCCCUUUUCCUCCUAUUCUGCUCACUCACUCUUCAGCUCCUGCAGCUGCUGCAGUCUGAAAACCUCAAGCUGAUGAGCUGUGUUAUUACAUCCCUGCUGUAGACAUUACAUCCAUUUUACCUCUAAAGGGAAAGGGAGCAUUUGUGAGAGCGGAAGGGAAUGUAGCAGCUACCAGGGGACAGACCACCGUGAAUCUGACUUAGAGGCUUCAGUGCAGAGUGGAUAUAUGGGAGGUGUCAGGCUGAGGUGGGUGAGAUGGAAUGAGCAGAAGGUUAUUGUUCUAGGGGGGUCAGCCCAGCAAUUCAUAUUAACCUCUAGCAUAGGACAAAAAUAAGGUUGAUGCAUUCACAUCAGACAACUUAAACUGAGCAAAAUCUAAGCAGAGACCUGUUAACUCAUCACACAAGUGAACAGAGCCCAAUUUUACCAUUGUUCCAUUCUGAACUAACCUUGAUCCUUUGUUUCACUUUGCAUCCUUCUGGGUCUCAGUCACACUCUACCCUCCUCCCAAAAGGAACUGAUGUCCCCCCCCCCAUUCCCUCCCCCUUCCAAGCCAAAGGCAAAACAUUAACUGGGAAGGCAAACCUGGAGUCCAUUCCUGUCUCCUCCAUUGCCUUGAGGACUGACUACCUGCUUCUGCUCUCCUCUUCCUUUUAGGGUCUGCCAGGCUGAGACUGUUCUUCUGACCUGUGAAGACCUGUGCCAGGCUGCCUGGUGGAUGUGAAGACACACUAGAGAACACUGACCAUAAUGCUGUUUAUGAGUGCUGGCCACUGGUGGAGAAACAGGUUUUCCAUGCCAUGGCAAGAGGCCUGUUUACUUGGCUGUUGGUUCUCUUUGUGUGCUGCUGAGUCCUUUUUUGCUUGCCCUUCCUCUUGCAAGUGUAACAACAGCAGUCUGGAGGUGGACUGUAGUGGCCUGGGCCUCUCAUCCAUCCCCUCAGACAUUCCUACAAACACCAGGACCUUCCUCUUCCUCAACAACAAACUAAGCACACUGCCAGGACCUGUCUUUUCCAACCUCUCUGCCCUACAGAGGCUGGAUCUUUCCAACAACUUCUUGGACCAGCUUCCUCAGAACAUCUUCAAUGACCUAGGGAACCUCACAGAACUUCAGCUGAGAAACAACAGCAUCAGGACCCUGGACAAGGAUCUUCUGCAGCGCACAGCCCUACUACGUCAGCUGGACCUAUCCAUCAACGGCCUUGCUCAGAUACCUUCAGGCAUCUUUGAUGACCUCCCCGCUCUCCGCUCACUAUCCCUCAGGUCUAACCGCCUACAAAGCCUGGACAGAGUGACCUUUGAACCAUUAGUCAGUCUUCAGCAGCUCCAAGUUGGGGAUAAUCCUUGGGAAUGUGACUGCAACCUGAGAGACUUCAAGCACUGGAUGGAAUGGUUCUCUUAUCGAGGAGGGAAGAUAGACCAGCUGGCAUGUACCCUGCCUAAGGAGCUACGGGGGAAGGACAUGCGAAUGGUCCCCAUGGAGAUGUUCAACUACUGUUCUCAGCUGGAGGAUGAGAACAGCUCAAUUGUGCUGGACAAUCCUGGCCCACCGUGCACUAAAGGAAGCCCAACUCCUUCAAAAACCAAAUCAGGCCCAGAACCAGAAGUGGAACCCAGUGUUGUAUGUCCCCAGAAACAGAGAUACCGCCCUGUUAGCGUACGCCGGGCCAUUGGCACCGUGAUCAUAGCAGGGGUUGUGUGUGGCAUUGUGUGUAUCAUGAUGGUAGUGGCAGCAGCCUACGGCUGCAUUUAUGCCUCCCUCAUGGCCAAGUACCACCGAGAGCUGAAGAAGAGACAGCCGCUAAUGGGCGACACAGAGGGUGAACAUGAAGAGCAAAAGCAAAUCUCCUCAGUGGCAUGAAACUCUUCUUGGAAACCAGGGACAGGAGUGAGCAGGGCACUUGAGUGCAGUGAGGCCUGGAUCCUCUGACAGUAUGCCAUCCCAGACAGACUGUGCUGUCACUUCACUCAUCUGGCUAGUGCAACAUGUCUCUGGGGUUAGGACACCUGGCUCUAAUUUCCAUUUCUCUGCAUCAGGCCUCUUUGUAUCCUUCUACCUUCCUGGUCUCCCAAGUGAAACUGUGAUCAGACCUCAAGUUCUUGCCAUGCUUUCUGCUUGCAUGGAGUACCCCUUGGACAGUCGCUACAUGGACAACCAGCACCUUCCAAGAGCCCGUCAUCCUGACCUCAUCAUCUCUGCUUCACUCUCUACUCCAUCCAAAAUUCUACAUGGCUCUGCAGCACCCUCCCUCCACAGGCAAGACAAGCAGGCAGCUGUGGGGCACAAAUUCCCGAUACGAUGAGCAAGAUGCCAGGGCAAGUGCAUACGUCUCACAGUGCAUGCUGUCACAUCAUGGUAAUGUACUCCCCACCACCUACACAUUUAAGGAGAACCUGAUGAAGAGUCCACUGAGAGAGAAACAGGGUCAGAGGGAGAUGCCCCUUACUAUGUCCACUGCUGGAAAGAGGCAUAUACAGCCCCCGAACUCAAGAUCUGUGAGUACCAGGCUCCAUCCAUUCCCCCCUAGCAAACACUGAGCCCACACACUGCCAGUCAUGCACCUGUGCCUACAGACAGCAUUGCAUGUACACUGACUGCCCACAUUUACUUGCUUGCACAUAUACACAAUAAUAAUGCAUAGAUUACUUAACAGUGCCUAGGAGUGUUCCUGGCACCUCUGAAUCCAGGCAAAAGACAUGUUCCCCACCCCAGGGGGCUCACAGAGAGAUUUCAGACAUGGCACAGAUGGCAGGGAGGGGAAGGGCAGAGUCAGUGCCAGGCAACUUGCAGCAUUGCUUAGCGAAGACUCAUGCACAGUAUGAUAAAGACAAAACAUGUUUUUGUAUCCAUGUUAUGUUUCUGUAAGGUAACUAGAGACGACUUGGUCCACCAGUGUCUAGUAGAUGUGGCAGAGGAAGUGGGCCAUCAGGAGGGAUUUAAACAAGGACCUAACUAACCAACUCAGGAUGCAUAUUUCGUGUGUUGGGACAAUGAGGAGAAGAGCAGGGAGGGAGGAUACGCACAACAGCUGCCUUGCCUAGCCAAAGGAAGUGGCAUGAGGAAGGGGCACUGUGAUUAGUACAGAGAGGCUGAGGUAUGGAGGGCCAUGUGGGGAGGACAGGAAACUAGUACCUCAUGUGAUAGACAAGGGGAAGCCAGGCAGAGGUUCGAGGAGAUGGGUGAUGGGGUCAACAUGCCCCAUUGACACAGAUGUGUUCACUGCCAUAGCUGCACACAGGCACUUAUACAACUUGUACAAAUACAAGGCUCUCCACACAUGUGUACACAAAUGUACUGAUGAACGUAUAAGCAAGCACAUGCAUGUACUCACAGGCACAAGCAUGCACAGACUCUGUCACUUAGGAAAACUCUUCCCAAGCCAGAUUUUAGAACUCACAGAGUCUCAUUUUUGCUUCAGCUCUUUUCAAACUGAUUUAAAAAAAGCAAAAAGAAACCAAACAUAAGGACUCAUUUUAUAUCAUUGGAAGUGGGAUAAAAUGCUGUCUCCAGGGGAGAGUGCGGAUUGCCAUGGUAACCUGCUCUAACCCGUCACAGUGGGUAUUCCUUGGAUAGGAAGAUGACACCAGAGGUCAUGCAGUCGCAAUGUUUGUGGAUGGUGUGAUCCUUCCAGUCAUGACAUGCUCUGGCAGCUAGCCCAGACUUGCAGGGUAUUUCUCCAGUAAACCAGACACAGAGACCAGCAAUUACUGCACCUGGGCAUAGGCAGGUCACAGCCCUUCCUUCCUUUUCCUAUUGUUUCCUGAUGCCAUCCAGUGGUUUGCUGUCUGUCCCUGACCUGCUCUUCGAUUCCAGUGGAAAUAACACAUAUUCUAUGUCAAUUCCUUGUGGCCCCUAUCAUGCUGUCAAAGCAAGAGCACUACCAAGUAUUUAUAUACAGUUUGGAGUGGCUGAAUUCAUUCUACCCAGCCUAGAGCCACCAGAUCCAAAGAGCUGGAACAACCCCGGACAAGUUAAAUUUGAUUUCCUUUUCCUGAGGGGAUGAAGGAACAGAGGCGAAUGUUCCCCAUGAAGCAGAAAGGAGGUUGCCAUGGAGUAGGAAGGAGAGAGGCAGAUUAAAAUCCCCACCCCUUUCCAUGUGCUGUGUAUGGAAGGGUAAGUGGAAACACUAUGGAGCAAAUGGGGACUUAUUCUCCUCUAUGCAUUGUGUAACCCUGCCAUCACCCCACCCAACCCUCUGCUUCAGCUGUAGCCCACUCUGAGGGGCAGAACUGGUGUGCUACAGUCUUCUCUUGCCAGGAAAAGUGUUACUGCAGCUCCAUAUCCUCAGUAAGUCAGGACUAGAUUCUGCCCGAUGGACCCAACUUCCUGAGGGAACUUACCAUGUAACACACUGGACUCCACAGUCAUACUUGAAAUGGAACUUGAGUCAGAGCUGUAUAUUUAUAGAUCUAUAUUUUACUUGUAACAAAUAAUGAUCAAGCAAUUGCACAAAGCAAAUGGGGUAUGUGUGAGUGCAUGAGUGUGUGUGAAUAAAAGGUGGGGUGAGGAGGUUUGGAAAAGGCAAAAAUCCCCCCUCCCUCUCUCCUGUCCUGGACAAUUGUUCCUUUUUUGCUGGUAAGAGUUUUGCAUUUCCUAUGCUGUGGGUUUGAUUGUGACCUUAAACCUCACCUCCUGUUAUUUCUCACUGGCAUGGCAAAUGACUUGGUGAACACUAGAUUGGGACUUCCAGGAUUAGAAAACACUCAGAAACAGGAGAGGCAGGGAAGGGCAGGGGAGAACAUGAGGAGCAUUUGAGAAAAGUAAGGGCUGGACACUGGUGGGUCCCAAAGAAAUGCAAAUGCAUAGAAAGACAAUGGGUGACUGAAAACAAGGACUGGUGCUGUGAGCCCUUCUGGGCUGAACAAUGCAACAGGCUCUUACACCCCAGCUAGGGAAUGGGUACUUCUGUAUUGACCUGCCACACUGGGAACACUGGCUUUGCUGAGAUGCAGGUUUCUCCACAGCCACGAGGCACUUCUGGGAAACGUGGUCCUCCAACAUAGCCAGAAAUUAAGCUCACCUCAUAGUGGGAAGGAUGUCUAGCCUACUGCAUAGCACAGGGCUGUUUGGGUGCUCAGUAAAUGGGCUGCUCUCAUGUAUCUGGGCAGUGGGCUCCACUCCUCUGCAAGCAGGCACAGAAUGGCUUCUCUUAGAGAACCUUGCCAGCUUUGUCCCUCCAGUGAAGGCAGCCAUACCAUCCUCCAUGCAGAUGGGUGCCUUCAGGAAGAGUGUUACCCUGCUGCAGCCAGGUCCAACCAGCACCCCCUGGUAAUGGGCUUCCCAGGUCCAGCUCCUCCUCCCCACAGUGGUCUUCCUGCAGGGAGCAGAUGGCACAUGCAAUCUCUUUUCUUUUUCAUUAAUAUUUGAGGGAGAGUGACAAGAUUUUCUAAAAUGGUUAAACGGAGGUUCCUUUGGCAAGAGACAGAAGAUUUUUAAAAGGUAUAUUAUAUUUCUGGCUUGUUGUUACAGAAGAAUAAUAAAGAAUGUAUUUUCCUAUG
Messenger RNA from Alligator mississippiensis (American alligator), 6818 nucleotides. It is a transcript of the gene LRTM2, whose product is annotated as leucine rich repeats and transmembrane domains 2. The transcript has 3 exons. Bases 2068 to 3180 code for a protein of 370 amino acids. Gene Ontology annotation, cellular component: membrane. Lineage: Eukaryota; Metazoa; Chordata; Crocodylia; Alligatoridae. Gene Ontology annotation, biological process: positive regulation of synapse assembly; axonogenesis; regulation of presynapse assembly. Gene Ontology annotation, molecular function: protein binding. The record is from RefSeq and is a predicted model, not a curated record.